GUGAAGCGCGCUGUUAUCGAACUACAGUGGCAGUGUGCGGCUCUACAACCUGAGGUCAGUGCAGACUAACAGCAGGAAUACAAGCGCCACAUAAACACCUCGGAGGAUGUCUGAGAUCACUGGGAAUUUGGAUUGCGAGGAUUGUUUAUCCUCGGCACAUGUGGCCAACAGCACGGAGUUACAUCUGCACCCUGUGGAUGAGGACGAACUUCUGAGAUACAUCUGGAGAGAGUACUUACACCCCAAGCAGUAUGAAUGGGUUCUCAUUGUGGCUUACAUUAUUGUGUUCUUCGUCUCACUCAUUGGAAACUCGCUGGUUUGCUUUGCAGUGUUGAAAAACCGUCACAUGCGCACCGUGACCAACUACUUCAUAGUAAAUCUCUCCUUUGCCGAUGUCUUGGUUACCAUCAUCUGCCUGCCUGCAAGUCUCGUGGUAGACAUCACAGAGACAUGGUUCUUUGGAAAGACUCUUUGCAAAAUUGUGCCUUAUCUGCAGACCAUCUCUGUUUCUGUAUCAGUCCUGACACUGAGUUGUAUUGCCCAAGACCGUUGGUAUGCUAUCUGCCACCCGCUGAUGUUUAAGAGCACAGCCAAGCGGGCUCGCAAGAGUAUUGUUGUCAUCUGGGUUGUGUCGUGCAUCAUCAUGAUCCCUCAGGCUAUUGUGAUGGAGUGCAGCAGCCUGCUGCCUGAACUAACAAACAUGACCAGCCUGUUCACAGUGUGUGAUGAACAUUGGGGAGCUGAGAUCUACCCAAAGGUGUACCACACCUGUUUCUUCAUUGUCACAUAUUUUGCACCCUUAUGUCUCAUGGUCCUGGCGUAUAUCCAGAUAUGUCACAAGCUGUGGUGUCAACAGCUUCCUGGGAGCACAUCAGUAAGGCAGAGGAAGUGGUGGUCCAUCCAGUGCUCAGCUCCAACUCCAGGGCUGGGAGAGCCUGUGAGGGUCAGGACCAGCACGGUUUGUGCUGAGAUCAAACAAGUGCGAGCCCGACGCAAGGCGGCUCGCAUGCUGAUGGUGGUGCUCUUUGUUUUCGCCUUGUGCUACCUGCCAAUCAGCGUGCUCAAUGUCAUGAAAAGAGUCUUUGGGACGUUCAAGAAAACAAAUGACAGAGAGACAGUGUAUGCAUGGUUCACUUUCUCACAUUGGCUCAUAUAUGCUAACAGUGCAGCAAAUCCCAUCAUCUACAAUUUCCUCAGCGGGAAGUUCCGCGGGGAGUUCAAAGCAGCCUUUUCUUGCCAAGGUCAGAAUCUAGCCCAGAGAACGAGGCCCAGAGCAUGCACAGACAGCCGGAAGUCCCUGUCAACUCAAGUCAACAACAUGGACAAUGUGUCACGCAUAUCAGAUCAGAUCGUGUCAGUCUUAUAAUCCAGGUGGGGAGUUCUUUUGGCGCACUCAUCAUUAAGGUAGGCAUUAAAAUGUUUAAACCUGGUUAUAAAAACAAAGGAAGAUAAUGUCUCAAAAUGAUUGUUUCAUGUUUGGUUUCACAAUUACACAAAUUAGGAGCUUUGGAGAACUGACCACUGAUUUCUGAAGACCUUCUCACUUCCAGAACACAGUGGGACAUGGCAAUCACUUGUAAUUCACUGAAACUUUCUAAGGACACUUUUUGAAUGUUUAGUAUUUAAUACCUCAUACCUUAUGUAUUUUGUGUAUAUGGGUUAAGUUACAUUGAUUUAAUUGCACAUGGAUAUUUGUAUUGUAUUGUGAAUGUAAUAUUUUGACUGUAUGACUUUCAGAAGCCAGAAUAUGUAUUACAGAGUAUUUAUUCAUAUUUAUUUAUUGGUUUACUGGUUAUACAACAGAAGAGAAGGUGUUAUAGAGAAUAAGUCUUAUAAUUCAUCAGAUGUGUAUGAACAGAUGUCCACCUUCAGUCAGUCAGUCUUCAGUGUACAUUCGCUUGAAUGUAUGAUUCUGUGCACUAUGGAAAUUAUGUCAGGUCAAACAUCAUAGUCAUCUAUCAGACUUCUGAAUAUUCAACAUGAUACCUGCAUGAAUGUCUUGGAAUGCAUCCUGGUGGACCAAAAUAAAAUGGUCCAUUCAAAGGUCCCUUUUGAAAUGCACUGAAAUGCUUCUGUCAGUCACCUUUACUGACAGCUUUGGAGCCCAGGAGCGCACACCCAUAUACAGAGGCCUAGUCCUCACCCCAGCGGCCGCAGGUUCAGUUCUGACCUGCGUCCCUUUGCUGCAUGUUAUUCCCCCUUUCUCUCCCCUUACAUGUCUAACCUGUCCUAUCAAAUUAAAGGCCUGAAAAUGCAGAAAAAAAAGAAUUGAAUAGCAGGGCCGUCAUGUAUGUAUGCUUGGGCAGUGUGUGGCAGAGCAAGUGAGAGAGUGAGACAAUUAGCUUCGGAGCGAGUAGCAACUCUAGAGUCAUAGUGAGAGAAACAAAGUGUGUCCCUUGUGCUUUCUGACCAUGGUCGGAAAGCUCUAGCAGGAAAAGUUAACCCUAUCUUUGAUUUCAUGUUGUUUACAGAGAAGGAGAACCCGGAAAUUAGUAGGUCUGCGUCGUUGAUGUUGCUGAAAACAAGUGCGACUGGUCAAACUUUUUAAACUCUGCUACAAAUGCUUUAUUUGGGGCAUUUGCUGAAGACAGCAGAUUAGUAACUGUUGGUAGUUUUAAAAUUCAUGGCAGUUGAUAUUUUAUGAACUUUAAAUGAUGACUAUUACUGAUUACAAAAUUCCAUAUUAAUUGUUUGUCGAUUCUUUUUAUUCUUGGCUUGAAUGUGAGAUCUUUGCACAUCAAAGAUAUCACUGUGGCAAACAGCACAACAAUGCACUCGCAUUUACUCCUCUUCCUCAGUCCAUCCUGGUCCAGACUGGAACAGUUUACAAAAUCCUCCUCUCCUGUCCAAAUGUCCACAUCAGUCCUGUCUCCUGUCCAAAUGUCCACAAUUUUUGCGUAAUGUAAUUGAAAUGUACAUUUUUGUAGUGGAUUUCAGUAAGUAGUAACAUUUCACCCCUACUGUAUGUCAAUGCUUUGUGAUGAUUUUGCAUUUCUGUAAAUGGAACUUCCUUGUGUCUCUUUCUUUUCUAAAAGUUACUCUAUACAUUAGUUUGCUGUUUUUGUAUCUUUAGAAAUGAUUACAUCUGUGAAGGGGUUUAUAUUUGUUGACGAAAGCUAAAUGAAUUCAGUGUAUUCAUGGCAUGAUAUGACAUGGAUUUUGGUUUUACAGUCAAAUGCAAUUUAAUAAGUAAUUCCAAAUCCCUAACAGAAUGGUGUGCAAACACAUUUAAUGAGUUUCUUUUCUGACUUGGUGGUUAUACCUCUAAAGUGUCUGGUACUAGUGUUAUUUAAAAUUGUGAUAGUCCUUGUCCACACAUUGCCUGAGCUUGUUUUUUUUAGUUCCCUGACUUGAUGUUUCUAGUGAGCUUUUAACAUGUAUUUAUUAGUUGUUUAUUCCUCACAGUAUCUGUAUUCCUGCACAUCUUUUAACAAUAAAGUAUAUAUUGAACUAAAUUGUUUAUCUUCUGCUGUCUCUUAUCCUUUAGUUUA
Messenger RNA from Perca fluviatilis (European perch), 3491 nucleotides. RefSeq names its product hypocretin (orexin) receptor 2 (gene hcrtr2). The coding region runs from base 107 to 1366 and encodes 419 amino acids. Gene Ontology annotation, biological process: feeding behavior; G protein-coupled receptor signaling pathway; circadian sleep/wake cycle process. The record is from RefSeq and is a predicted model, not a curated record. Gene Ontology annotation, molecular function: orexin receptor activity. The transcript is spliced from 7 exons. NCBI's taxonomy places the organism in Eukaryota, Metazoa, Chordata, Actinopteri, Perciformes, Percidae. Gene Ontology annotation, cellular component: membrane.